GUCAACGGGAGAUUGCUGCAUGACGCAGUCCGCAGGUACAAAAGAUCCAUGGCUGAUACUACCUUGCAGCCAUCCCGUGAACAUGCACCCCAAUUUCAGCCUCGCGUGACUCACGCCGCCGCGGGGUAGAGUUAAGUACAGUCGCCCUUCUCCAUCUCUCCUCCUCUUCCCCUUCAUCAACCAUCAUGCCUCCCGGUCCCUGGCCCAACGGCGCCCAAGCCGCCGUCUGCCUCACCUUUGACAACAUGGGCGAGGCAGCGGACCUCAAUCGCAAGCUCUGGCCCUCCUCCCAAGCCAUUGGCUCCCACUUCACCGUCACCAAAGUCAUCCCCCUCUUCCUCGACAUGGUGCGCAAGUACGACAUCCCCAUCACCUACUUCGCCGAGAGCUGGAACCUCGGCGUCUACCCCGACACCAUCACACGCAUUGCUGAUCAGGGCCACGAGGUCGCGUGGCAUGCUUGGCAGCACGAGGCGUGGGGCUCGGAGUGCAAAGAGGAAGCAGAUGAGCGCCGAAACUUCGAGAGGAGCUUUGGAAAGGAAGAGGGGAUUGCUGGCUUCUUGGGUGCGGGUGGCAGGGACGAAGGCAGCAAAGUGAAGCGAUAUCGCGGCUUCAGGCCCCCGGGUGGCAGCAUACAUGGCGAGCGGACGUUGAAGAUGUGCCGGGAAUUCGGCCUGGGCUGGAUCAGUCCGGCGGCGGAAGAAGGCGCACUUGUCCCCUUGAGUGAUGGGCAAGACUCGAUCGUCGUUUUGCCAUUCCGAUGGUCGACCGUGGACGCCUACUACUACAUGGAGCAAUUCUCGAAGCUGAGGGAGUCAAAGGGUGUAUAUCCUGCCGAGCCUCAAACUUCCGACGUCCUGAUACAAAGCUUCCGCGAGCAGCUCGACGAGACGAUCGAGAAGAAUGGCUUCUUGUCUUUUCUGUUCCAUCCCUUUCUUCACGACCCGGAAGAUCGACGGCAAGCUAUGGAUGGCUUCUUGCAGCAUCUUGCCAAGCUCAGAGACGAAGGUAAGAUCUGGCUUGGGCGAGGGAGUGAAGUGGAGCAGUGGAUUCGCGAGCACCCGACUGUGGUCGACAGUGAUCCUCAGUGGGACAAUUCAACCUGGAUGUGAGGGCCAAUGCUUCAUCCUUAUGAAAUCAUGAAGACAGCAGUGUGCUAUGCAGCUAAAAGUUCGUCGUUCUCGUCAAGACACCUCUCUUCCUGCUGCAAUCUUUA
Molecule: messenger RNA, 1216 nt
Organism: Neohortaea acidophila
Lineage: Eukaryota; Fungi; Ascomycota; Dothideomycetes; Mycosphaerellales; Teratosphaeriaceae
Exons: 1
Coding region: 186-1112 (308 amino acids)
Biological process (GO): carbohydrate metabolic process
Molecular function (GO): hydrolase activity, acting on carbon-nitrogen (but not peptide) bonds
Source: RefSeq, a predicted model, not a curated record